This is a messenger RNA of Mesorhabditis spiculigera, 1044 nucleotides long. NCBI's taxonomy places the organism in Eukaryota, Metazoa, Nematoda, Chromadorea, Rhabditida, Rhabditidae. The record is from the annotation of a GenBank genome assembly.
AUGAGCCGUCUCGCGCUCCUCGCACUCUUCGGUCUCGCGGCCCUGGUGAUUGCCGGUCCCCUGUCCAAACUCGAUCUGGACGGCAUCCUCGAUGAUGCGACGGCAAACUCCUUCAAUACCUUCAAGUCGCGCUUCGGACGCAAAUGCGCCGAUGGAUCGGCUGACUGCAAGGCCCGCAAGAGGAACUUCGCUCGCAACUGGAAAUACGUCCUCGAGAAGAACAAGACCUGCGACGGAUACCAGCUCGGCAUGACGGAUCUGAUGGACUUGAGCGAGGCGGAGAAGGAGAGCCGCCUUCUCGGCAAGGACUUCCAGCCGAAGAUCGACGAAUCCGUCCAGCUCGUCCACCCCGAUGACGCGCCCCGUCGUCGCAAGCGGGAUGCCGCCGCUAGCGAGGACUACCGCCAAUACGAUCUGGUGAACCCGAUCCGCAACCAAGGAGGCUGCGGAUGUUGCUGGGCUUUCUCCUCUGUGGCGGCCAUCGAAAUCCAAUCAAACUGGGUCAACGACAAGUACGGAAGCAGCAUGCGUCAGUUCUCUGAUCAGCACGUUCUCGACUGCACCGGCAGUGGUGCCACCUGCGCUGGAGGAUGGCCGAGCGAUGCCAUCAGCCGUGUCAACUCUUCCGGAAUCGCGCUUCUCGCCACCCUGCCCUACAAGACCUCCAAGUCCACUACUUGCCCCACCCCGUCCGUCGUCCGCCCGGUCACCGGUCUGACGAUGCUGACCAACAACCCGGCCGGAACUCGUGACUUCAUCUGGUACACUGGACCGGUUGUUGCUUGCUUCCAAGUCUGUAACGACUUCUACUCAUACACCAACGGCAUCUACACCCGCAACUGCAAGACCACCGAUUCCGAUUACAAGGGAGGCCACGCCAUCACCCUUAUCGGAUACGGAACUGAGGGUGGAAUCGAUUACUGGCUUGGACGCAACCAGUGGGGAACCGGCUGGGGCAUGGCUGGAUACUUCAAGAUCAAGCGCGGCGCCGACACUGCCUCGAUCGAAUCGUACCACACCGUUGGCCCCAUCUGCGGAACCAUC